AGUCCCAGCGGUGUCCUCCCUCAGCUGCUGUCCCUGGACUCGUAUCUUCCGGGUUUCUCUGACGAUCUAAAGCGAUUGGACAAGCUUCCGUCCAGAGACUGUAACUCCGCCUCCGUCUUUUACGUUAGAGCAGGACAGAGGACAGCUGCUGAGAUCCUGAAGAACGUGGAGUCCAGCAGCAGCAUCCCGUCUCACUUCCUGGACUUCCUGUCGUCUCUCGGUUGGCCGGUGGAGGUGGGGCGGCGACAGGGAGGCGGAGUCAGCACCAACAGCUUAGAAUUCCUUGCUGUUCUGGGGGACAGCGGCGGUGGCGUGUUUGACGGCGAGAGGUACGUCCUAAUGUUCGCCAACGCCCUGACGGAGGUGACCUUCAUCGUCCCCUCACCGCCCCGCGACGCCCUGACGGAGAUGACCUUCACCGCCCCCCCACCGCCCCGCGACGCCCUGACGGAGGUGACCUUCACGCCCCCCCCACCGCCCCAUGACGCCCUGACGGAGGUGACCUUCACCGCCCCCCCGCCGCCACACG
This is a messenger RNA of Etheostoma spectabile (orangethroat darter), 529 nucleotides long. Its product is annotated as ral GTPase-activating protein subunit beta. Lineage: Eukaryota; Metazoa; Chordata; Actinopteri; Perciformes; Percidae. The record is from RefSeq and is a predicted model, not a curated record. Gene Ontology annotation, molecular function: GTPase activator activity. The annotation marks the transcript as partial. The transcript has 3 exons. Gene Ontology annotation, biological process: activation of GTPase activity; regulation of small GTPase mediated signal transduction.